GCAACCGCAAAAGCGCCAAAGAAAAGCCCCCUCCCCACCACCAUCGGUCCAGGACACGCACGCACAGAGCACCACGGCGCGUGUACCUGCACUGCCGCUGCCUGCCAGCGCGGUGCCCCGGUUGCUUCCUCCCCUUCCCGUUUUCAAAAAUCAAACCCGGAAGCCCCUUUCUCCUCCCCUCCGCAGGGAGCCGGAGCAGCAGUUGCGCUCCACCUCUCCAUCGCUCUCGCCGCGGGGCGAAUCCGGAACCGCGGCACUCUUCUCCUAACCGACUCCUUCGCCUCCGUCCCAGGCCCCAACCGGUCCCUUCCAGUUCCCUUCGUCGGGUCGCCAGUCCACUUUGCCCACCCGACCUUUUCCCCCGAUCUCCUUCUCGCUAAACAAACCAUCGGCUGAACCCCUUCGCCCGUCCGAGAUUAGCCAAGAAAAGCUCCCCGCUUUUCACCAGUCCUCCAUCCCGCCAGUUCUCUUUUUGCUGCUUAGUACAGCACUUGACUGCUUGCUACUGUUGGGUGGAGUUUUAGAGGCCAGUGCAAGAGCCGAGAUUUCUUCCUGGACUGCUCGUUUGGUGGUGGGUGGUUCGUGGUUGCGGCGGCUGUGGAGUUGUGGGGUGGGUGAAAAGGAGGGAUCCGAGAUUCUUGCGGAUUCUGUUCUUCGAAGGCUGAAGCGGCGGCGGCGGCGGGGGGAGAGCAGCCACCGGUGCCUGGCCUUGGAGCGGCCCCGGUCCGUCUAUGGAACUUGCCGCCCCGGCGCCACGGUCCGGCCCGGAAGCGAAGUGCACAGCAAGGCGCGACUUUCCUGCCUCUCUGACGCUGACGCUGCUGCUGCUGCUGCUUCUGACCGUGGUAAUCUGCUGUUUGGUCCUUGCUCCGCGGUGAUGGAUUGCGGCGCUGUGAGUAUGGUGCCUCAUAGGCGCGGGUGCAAUCACUGGGUGUUGCUGCUCUUCUGCUGCUGCCUCCUCGCCUUCCCCUCACAUGGUCCUCUAAUGGUUGAAGCGUUUGUCGGGGCUUAUGGAAUAAACUACGGGAGAAUAGCAAACAACAUCCCUUCCCCGGAUAAAGUAGUGGAGCUCCUGAGGAAUUCAAAGAUAAGGAAUGUCAAGAUAUAUGAUGCGGAUCACAGUGUUCUUGAUGCAUUCAAAGGGUCUGGGCUCAACCUGGUCAUUGCAAUCCCGAAUGGGUUAGUAAAGGAUAUGGCUGCAAAUGAGAGCAGGUCAAUGGAAUGGCUGAAUCAGAAUGUGCAGCCUUAUCUCCCUCAGACACGGAUCGUUGGGAUCACAGUGGGAAACGAGGUGCUGGGAGGCCAAGAUCAAAGCUUGUAUGAGCCUCUUGUUGAAGCUGUGAAGAAUGUGUAUAAUGGACUUAAGAGCCUCCACUUGGAGAGCAAAAUUGAGCUUUUCACACCUCAUUCGGAAGCUGUUUUUGCUAAUUCCUACCCACCCUCUGCGUGUAUCUUUAAGGAAGAACUCAUGGCAUACAUGAAACCGCUCCUGGAUUUCUUUUCGAUGAUUGGCUCACCUUUCUAUGUCAAUGCGUACCCUUUUUUGGCUUACAUAAGUGAUCCGGAACAUAUCGACAUUAAUUAUGCUCUCUUUAAGCCCAACAAAGGAAUUGUUGAUCCGAAUACUAACCUGCACUAUGACAACAUGUUUGAUGCCCAGAUAGAUGCAGCUUAUGCUGCUCUACAGGCUGCUGGGUAUAACAACAUGGAGGUUAGGGUAGCAGAGACUGGCUGGGCUUCUAGUGGAGAUGAAAACGAAGCAGGAGCUUCAUCUGAGAAUGCAAGGACUUAUAAUUUCAAUCUCCGCAAACGGCUCUUUCUGAGGAAGGGAACUCCUCUCAAGCCAAAGAGACCAGUCAAAGCAUAUAUCUUUGCCUUGUUUAAUGAGAAUCAGAAGCCUGGACCUGGCUCCGAGAGGCACUAUGGGCUGUUCCUUCCUGAUGGAAGGAUUUCAUAUGACAUUGGUUUAUCAGGUCUAUUACCUUCAUCUGCAUCCUCAUCUGUGUUGUCCAUUAAGAAACUUCGAGCUGGCGGUUGGAUUGUGCACUAUUUGGCUACAGUUAUUUUAUCUAUUUUCAUUUUUUUGGCCAUAGUGACUUAAGUACGGCAUAGCACAUCUGUAGUAAAGGUACAAUUGAGAUUAAGUUAGAAUGUUGUGACUGGGAAGUUCAUAAUAAAAAUUCAAUAAUAAUUCCUUGCA
This is a messenger RNA of Phragmites australis (common reed), 2200 nucleotides long. Its product is annotated as glucan endo-1,3-beta-glucosidase 14-like. NCBI's taxonomy places the organism in Eukaryota, Viridiplantae, Streptophyta, Magnoliopsida, Poales, Poaceae. Gene Ontology annotation, cellular component: plasma membrane. Gene Ontology annotation, biological process: carbohydrate metabolic process. Gene Ontology annotation, molecular function: hydrolase activity, hydrolyzing O-glycosyl compounds. The coding region runs from base 878 to 2101 and encodes 407 amino acids. The record is from RefSeq and is a predicted model, not a curated record. The transcript has 3 exons.